UGCUUGAUGAGAAGUUGUAACUGUCAAGAGAUACAUAAGGCAGUUGGAAAAAGGUUUUGGAUUUGGUUGAAUUGAGGUAUGAAGGAGGAUUCUGACUGCGCCGAAGAAGCGGAGAAGAAGCGGAGAAGAACAAUAGUGACAAUGGAAGAGGAGGGGUGGAAGGGGAAGAGAUCCUCCGAUCCACGUCCAUGCACGGAGUGCGGCAAGAAGUUCUGGUCGUGGAAGGCACUCUUCGGACACAUGCGAUGCCACCCUGAGCGUCAGUGGAGAGGGAUCAACCCUCCGCCCAACGCAAGAAGACAUCAUCAACAGCAGCAGCAGCAACGACAACAGCAACAACAGAUGACGAUGAUAAUGAGCCAGGAAGACCAAGAGGUGGCUGCCUGUUUGCUUCUGCUGGCGAAUUCCAACAACAGCAACAGAGAGAAAGGGAAAGAGAAAGAGAAGGAGGAAGAGGUUCAGCAGUGGCAGUUCGAGUGCUCGAGUUGCAACAGGGUGUUCGGAUCGCACCAGGCUCUUGGAGGGCACCGUGCGAGUCACAAGAACGUGAAGGGGUGUUUUGCGAACACUGGUAGUAAUGUAAGCAUAGGGUUAGGCAUUGGAAGUAGCGGGAAGUGUGAGGAGGAGAACGUGAACAUGAACAUGAACAUGAGUGGUGAUGGUCACAAGUGCAGCAUAUGCCUGAGGGUGUUCUCCACAGGGCAAGCACUUGGUGGGCACAAGAGGUGUCAUUGGGAGAAUCAGAAAGGGGAAAACCUUCUCCUCCUUGACUCACCCAAGUCCUCCCUCGACUUGAAUUCUCCUCCCCUCACUCUCGAUUUGAGGUUGGGACUCUAG
Molecule: messenger RNA, 837 nt
Organism: Vigna umbellata (rice bean)
Lineage: Eukaryota; Viridiplantae; Streptophyta; Magnoliopsida; Fabales; Fabaceae
Product: zinc finger protein ZAT3-like
Source: RefSeq, a predicted model, not a curated record